AAAAAUUUAAGCCGAAAAAACGAUGAAAUGGAAGCAGUAAUUGGAUUGAGUGAAUUAUUAGACGAAUUGCUAGAUUCGUCUUCAUCAUCGGAAGAAGAGAUUGAGGCGGUUCUUUUAAGAAGAAACCCUUAUCCACGCGUGCAAGACUUCAUAGUAAAUGUUGUUCACUCCUACACCGAGUUGGAGUUCAAAACAAACUUCCGCAUUACCCGCGGCAGUGCAGAAUAUCUCGUGGCAAGGUAUUCCUCUAGCAGAUGGUAUGUAAAAAGGAGCUACAAGGGAGGCAGACUGCAAUCUACAGCGGAAACUCAUAUGCUUUCUUUUUUGUGGUUUAGCGCUAACAAAACUACGUUCAGAGAAGUAGCAAACCUUUUUGGCGUGACGUUGUCGAACAUUCAUUUCACCUUCAAUAAAGUUUUGAGUUUCUUAGUGGAAGCUGUUGCGUCGGAGUCAAUAAGAUUUCCAAAGGAAGAUGUUGAGAAAGAAGCUAUUGCGAAGGAAUUUGAAAAGGUUUAUAUUAAAACUUAAAAGUUGGUUAUUAAAGCACUUUUAAAAAAUGUUCUUUAUGACGUUAAUAGAUUGCUGGGUUCCCAAACGUUUUGGGCUGUCAACUUCUUCAUUCGCUUUUUCAUUACUUUGGUCAUCCGGUUCAUCAUUGUUUUCUUCCUGCUCGUUGUGUGAUGAGGCGAUAUUUAAACGGCCUUUCUGAAUUUUUCUUGUGCUAGGCAAGGAUUUUGAGAGACGUUCCAAAACAAUUUCUGUUUUUAUAAGACCCGCCGAACAGCCGGCACAGAUAAGGUAUUUUGGAGGGAACUCAACAUGAUCACCAAUUAUAAAGUUUAUUACACUAGACAAUUGUGUGCCUAGUACUAUUUCCUUGGGAUUAAAUAGUUUGGAAUACUUAUUCUUACACAAACUGCACGUAUCCAUUUUGGUUAUUUUCCUGAAGCCGACUUUAAUAAAAAAUCGUGGUUCACGUCUCUUCUUCAUGUUCCACGGAAAACACCCCCCAAAAAAGU
This is a messenger RNA of Rhagoletis zephyria (snowberry fruit fly), 1019 nucleotides long. RefSeq lists its product as uncharacterized. NCBI's taxonomy places the organism in Eukaryota, Metazoa, Arthropoda, Insecta, Diptera, Tephritidae. The record is from RefSeq and is a predicted model, not a curated record.